AUGGAUCCCUCCAAAAAUGCUCUUGACUCACCGGCAACAACAUUUAGUAACGUAUGUGAAAAGGUGGACUUUUAUUAUUCUGAAUUUUAGGUAUCAUAUUUGGGAUCAUCCACUGUUGCCGAUCCUACUAACGAAGCCGAGGUUUCUCAAAUAAUCUCACAACUCAAUGAGGAACUUCGGAGUGGUGCUAUGAAUGUUAAGGUGGCAGUUCCUACAUAUUUUACUGGCCAGAUCGGGUUUGACACGAGUGAAUUAAUAUAAUAUUUAUAAUUCAGAUUGAUCGACGGAGACACGGAACAAGUAAUCCGAACUUUCAAUGUGGCUCAAAUUAGAUGUUGCACGUGUGGCUUGCGAGGAACUAAACAACAAGAAUGUAUUGCGUUUUCUUUUACACAAAACUUCGGAAAGAAGGAUGCUUCUCAUCAAUGCCAUGUCUUCAGAUGUCAGUCGGCUCAAGUUGUAAGGAUCGUGUAAGAGUUGUAACCAAAGCUUUUUUAGGUAGGCCAUAUGCUGCAAUGUUUUCAAAGGGUAUUUGAAAGCAAGAAUCCGACAGCUCCUGGGGUUAGUUUUGAAGAAGAACACGAGUUUGAUAUGUUUUUGGAGAUAAAGGUGGGAUUUUAUACCUAUAAUCUUUAACUGUUUAGGAAGAAGAUGAUAAUGGAAGCGGAUUCACCUUCUGUCCAGUUGAAACCAAUUGUUUCAAAUUUCGGAAGGAUCGGAAAAGGAAGUUCGUUGCAGUAAUCAAACAAACAAAAGGUCCCCGGGAUCUUUGUAUCCGAAAAUGUUUUGGUUUUCUACUGGCAGCCGGGAGAUAUCUCAGAGAAAGUGAUAUGCAACUACUGGAUUCUCAAGAGUCUCAGCAACUGGACAACAAUACAGUUUUUCAAAUUGAAGCUCCGUGGAAUCCCCGAGCGAGAAAUUUUGAAGUUUUAAAUAUUGAGACACCAAAAGGUAGGAAACCAAUAAAUGAUAAAAGUCAUUUUCCAGAGACGAGGGCAUUCAUGACAGUGGCAGUAGAUGUAAUCUUUGAUGGAGUUGACGAAUCAGUCAGAUAUAGCAUGGAAUGCAGAGCUCGCGUUGUCCAUCAGAUGGAGAGCUUCCCUUUCUCCCAGAGAGUCCCCGUUGUCGAACAUUUCUUCAUGAAAUUAAUGGUAAACAGAUUCGUUUAACACUGACUGACACACCUCGCACUGUUAAAUGCUCUUUCCUGUUCCCUUUCCAGGUCGUGGAUGGGAAAUCUAAAAUUACGAGUUUUGAAUCAGCCGCUCAAAGAGAGCGUUCACAAGGCCUUGCGAAUGGGAAAUCGCUCGAGAAAAUGCCAAUUCAACUAAUACAUCCGACCAAUGAUGAUGAAUCAGGUAGGAACCAGUGUUUUUGACCUCUUCGCAUGGUUUGAGUUAUGAAACGGUUUUAGACAGCGAUGAGCCUCUUCUCUCCGGAUCAGGGGUUGUGAAUCGGGCCAUCAGUGAUGAAACUUUCAAAGAAUGGAAUGAAAUGGUGGCUGGAUGGGAAUUGAAGCCGCAGGAGUAAGUGUGGACGAUGAUUACAUUUGUUGUUUCUAUUUAGAAGACCUCAGGUCCUGUCCGAAUUGAUGAUGGCCAAUGGUGGAAUUCCAGAUGUUCUUAGGGAGAAAGUGUGGCCUCUUCUUUCUAAGGCUAUAUUGGAUGUAGAAUUAGAGCAGACAUAUCACAUGUUGCUCGAAAAAGAAUCAGUGGCCGAGCAAGUCAUAAUGCGAGACAUCCAUCGGACAUUUCCUGCCCAUGAUUACUUUAAAAAGGCGGAUGGAGAAGGUCAAUCGAGACUUUACAAGUUAUCCAAGGCCUAUUCUCUGUAUGAUGAGGAGGUCGGAUAUUGUCAGGGGCUGUCAUUCUUGGCCGCGGCGCUACUUCUACACGUAAGUACUGUUUGUAAUAUUUUUAUUUGUUUAGAUGAGCGAGGAAAAGUCGUUUUGUGUUCUGGUGAGGAUCAUGUACAACUACGAGCUCAGGGACCUGUUCAAGCUUGGAUUCGACGCUCUCCAUUUGAGGUUCUACCAGCUUCAGAAACUGAUUGAGGUAAGGUUCGAAGAAUUGAUUACAAAUUCAGGAUUACAUUCCUGAUCUGUACCGGCACUUUACCGACAACAAUGUGGAGACCCAUAUGUAUGCAUCACAAUGGUUUCUGACGUUGUUCACGGCCAAAUUCCCUCUUCAAAUGGUCUUUUAUAUCAUCGAUUUGUUCCUGGCGGAAGUAUGCUAUUGAUAAAAGAUUUCAUUUUCUACUUUAGGGCAUCAACACUAUCUUCCAUGUGGCGGUCGCUCUGCUGCAAGACACCAAGAUGGAUCUCCUGAGGCUAGAUUUUGAGGGGAUAUUAAAAUAUUUCCGUGUAACCCUUCCAAGAAGAUAUCGAUCUGAAGCGGUGGCCAAAGAAUUGAUCGCGAAGGCGGUCAAUUUGAAGGUAAGACUUGUGUGGUUGAAGUCAAUUCGCCUUUAGAUAUCUCAUAAGAAAUUGACAAAGUAUGAGAAGAUGUUCCGGGAAGCAAAGCAGAAUGAACUCGAGACUCUUGAUCCGAAAGAUAGGUUGGAAAGGGAAGUAGCGACUCUGAAGAAUACGGUAAUGCGAUUGGAAAGAGAAAAUGAUGACUUGGCCAGAGAGCUGGUGACUAGCAAGAUCGAUCUGCGGAAUCGACUUGAUUCGGUGGGUUAUUUAUUUAUCCUGGUUUUGUAUUAUAUAUUUUUAGGCCGAAGAUAAACUGGAACAAGCAGUUAUAGCUAAUCAGAGAAAAGCAAAGGAGUGCAAUGAUCUCCAGGACGAGAUAUCAGUUCUUCGUGAGCAGUCUGUCCUUGUAAGUCUUUAUGAAUUUUGUUGUCUAGUAUGUUGUGUAUUAUCGUUAUUGCUUUAUUUUCAGUUGAAGGAAACCUGCACCAACGAAAUGGAUCGUCUUCAGGCCGUCUUGACCAGAUACGAAACUGUGUGUUCCUUUUUUGAAUCUGAUCGGAAUGAGUGUCGGAAGAAGAUUGAGUCGCUCCAAAAGACAAUUUCCUCAUGUCCCAAGUGUAACAACGAGAUCAGUACAGUGGAUGAAUUGUUUAAAGCCGUGUCUUUGGAUCGUGAUGUCCCCGUCUUGGAUAAGUUGAUAUCAAAUGGAAAAAGUAACGGGAAGAAAAGCAAUUCUGAAAGGACAUCUGAUGGAGCGUAUGGCGAAAAGGUGAGUUGGAAUAUUCAUUUGCGUUUCAUUUCUCAGAGUAUCAACUACUUGAUGGAUCUUGUGGCCGAAUACGAAAAGAGUUUAAAACAUGUGGAAUCGGAACUUGUGGAAACAAAGCUGGCCUUGGUAGAAGCCCAAUGCCAAAAUCAAGGAUUAGUGCAUCAAGUAAGAACUGGGGUCUUUUUUUAUCUUUUCCAUUUUAUAGAUGUCAUCACGAAAUCAGAAUUCAUCAGACUCGGCUUGGUUGAAAAAGACCUUAUCGUCAAUCAAAGAAGUCGGAAUGUCCAUCAAAAACAAUGGAGCUCAACCAGAAUAG
Bursaphelenchus xylophilus (pine wood nematode) is the source of this 3504-nucleotide messenger RNA. The record is from the annotation of a GenBank genome assembly. NCBI's taxonomy places the organism in Eukaryota, Metazoa, Nematoda, Chromadorea, Rhabditida, Aphelenchoididae.